AUGAAUGUAAAUGCGAAUCGUUCUAAAGAUUUUGAUCGUGAUGGAUAUAUGGUCUUUGAGGAUUUUUACAGCCCGGAGGAAGUUGAUGAAAUGCGCAAGGCUGGACGUGCUUUUCCAUUUCAAGCACCCAAAGAGGAUCGUUGCUCAUUUCAGAAUCAGUCAACGGAUCAAUAUUUCAUAGAAUCUGGAGAUAAAAUUCGUUUCUUUUUUGAGAAAAACGCUAUUGGACCAAAUAACGAAUUGUUGGUUCCUGAAGAACAUUCUUUAAAUAAAGUCGGACAUUCUCUACAUGUUGACCAUCCAGUCUUUAGAAAAUAUACUUUUGACAAUAGAAUUAGAGAAUUGUGCUGGCAAUUAGGACUUCAAAGGCCAGCUGUAGCACAAAGCAUGUACAUGUUUAAAAAUCCAGGCAUCGGUGACGAAGUAGCAUCUCAUCAAGAUGGAAGUUAUCUCCACACAGAGCCAUCAUCAGUCAUUGGUUUCUGGAUUGCACUCGAAGAUGCAACAUUGGAAAAUGGAUGCUUAAAGUUCAUCCGAGCAUCACAUAAGAAUGGAAUUCAUCGUAGAUUCAUUCGCAAUCCUGACCAGAGUUCAUCGGAACUUUUGAUUUACGAUAAGCCUGCCCCAAUUUAUCAGUUAUCAAAUUUCACAACAGUUCCAGUCAAAAAAGGAACAUUAGUCAUAAUUCACUCUCAGGCUGUUCAUCGCAGUGAAACAAACAAAUCCAAAAAGUCUCGUGAUGCUUACACGUUCCACGUUAUAGAAACAAGAGGAACACGAUAUGCUAGUGACAACUGGUUACAGCCACCAGAAUCUUUCCCAGUUCUCUACGAACGUUAAAUUUUAUUUUUUAUUUCUUUCAAUUUUUUAGCAUAAUGGGAUCAUUUGUUCAGGCAACCUUAUACAAAAAGACUUGAAAUUAUUUUCUUUUUAUUGUUUUCUUUAUGAUGCACAUGUUUAUGAAAAUUGUUAUGCAUAUUUUUU
This is a messenger RNA of Chironomus riparius, 984 nucleotides long. Lineage: Eukaryota; Metazoa; Arthropoda; Insecta; Diptera; Chironomidae. The record is from the annotation of a GenBank genome assembly.